Messenger RNA from Alnus glutinosa, 1315 nucleotides. RefSeq names its product 11-beta-hydroxysteroid dehydrogenase A-like. The transcript has 6 exons. The record is from RefSeq and is a predicted model, not a curated record. NCBI's taxonomy places the organism in Eukaryota, Viridiplantae, Streptophyta, Magnoliopsida, Fagales, Betulaceae. The annotation marks the transcript as partial. Gene Ontology annotation, molecular function: oxidoreductase activity.
AAAAAGGAUUUUAUUCACGAGUUCCUCAACAUAGUAGCUCCUCCUUUCACCUUCCUUUCCCUCUGCCUUUUCCUACCACCCUUUUUCUUUUACAAGUUCUUUCUCUCCAUAUUAAGCUAUAUUUUCAGAGAAAAUCUCGCCGGAAAGGUCGUCAUCAUAACUGGUGCUUCCUCCGGCAUAGGCGAGCAUUUGGCUUAUGAAUAUGCUAAGAGAGGGGCUCGUUUAGCCCUCGCUGCCCGGAGGGAAAAAUCACUCCAGGAAGUUGCUGAUCGAGAGCGCGAGUACGGCUCCCCUGAUGUUCUUGUGAUUCCUGCCGAUGUAUCCAAGGUUGAGGACUGCAAGCGAAUUGUUGGCCAAACCAUGGAUCACUUUGGGAGAUUGGAUCAUCUAGUGAAUAAUGCUGGGAUCAAUGCCGUCUGCAUGUUUGAAGAUGCAACCGAUAUUACAGUCUUUAGAGCUGUUAUGGAUAUAAACUUCUGGGGCUCAGUAUAUACAACCCGUUUUGCAGUUCCACACCUCAGAAAUAGUAGAGGCAAGAUAAUAGCCCUUGCUUCCUCUGCUUCAUGGCUGCCUGCACCUAGAAUGAGCUUCUACAAUGCAAGCAAAGCAGCAAUGGUGACCUUCUUCGAGACCUUGAGGAUUGAGGUUGGGCCUGAGAUCAAAAUAACAAUUGUGACACCCGGGUUCAUCGAGUCUGAAAUGACCCAGGGCAAGUUCUUAGUGAAGGAAGGGAAAAUGGAAGUUGAUCAGGACUUGAGAGAUGUUCAAGUAAGCAUGAUUCCAGUUGCGACAGUACGAGAGUGCGCGGAGGCGAUAGUGAACAGUGCCUGCCGGGGAGAGAGAUACUUGACACAUCCAGCGUGGUUCAAGGUCACCUAUUUCUGGAAGGUGUUUUGCCCUGAGGUGAUCGAAAGGUGUUACAGGUUGAUGUAUAUCAGUAGGCCAGGGACUUCAGACAGGGAAGCGCCCAGCAAGAAGAUAUUGGAUCUCACGGGAGCCAAGAACACCCUCUAUCCAUCUACACUCCACACCCCUGACAUUAAGACUGAUUAAAAACGAGGAAUUUGUGUGUUCUAGGACUAGGAGGUUCAUAGUACUGGUGAUCAGUUUCUUCAGUUUUGUGUACGUGUUCCGUUUGCUAUCAGCUUUGUGUGUUCUAUUUCCUCCUUUUUUGGUGUAUGGAAGAUAGGAGGAUGUUUUGUAAUGGGUCUGUACCUACGCAAUAAGGGUAUGUGAAGUUUUGUACAAAAAUGUCGUCGCAAGAUGUUGAGGUUGGGAGCCUCCUUUUGAUAAUCCAGUGUGAUUUCUCGAUUUC